AGUACUACCGCUACUACUACUACUACUACUACCUACAAGGAUCAAGCGAGCGUUCGUCUGCGUCGUGUGCCGCGUACACGCACAACACCACCCUGGGUUAGCCAAAAGCCAAAAAAAACAGAGAGACCGGGCAAGAGCAUCCAAGAGAAUUUUUGGGCGGGUAGAAACAAAAAUCAAACCCAGUUGCGCGCAAAAAAACAAAGACAAGCAGAAGAGAGAGAGAGAGAGAGAAUUUGGGAGAUGUGGGAUGGAAGCAACAAGCACAUGAGCAGGUUGUGAUAAGCGUAUUAGGAACGGACAAAACAAGGUCAUAGCGCGGCCUAAUCAAGAUUGAGGAGGGGUCCCGUCUCGUUGGGGUUGCUAGUUUUACCUACAUGACCAGCGUUGCCAGCAGGAUUGCCACGCUCGCGCGUGGGCCUCCCACGGCCACCGCCGCCGCCGCACCGGCGAGGCGGUCAUUGCGGGUGGUCCAGCGCCGGCGGCCGUGGCGUGCGGGAAUGGGUGCUGCUCGCUGCUCUGGGUUUGCUUCUGGGGGCGAGGACACGAGGAUGGUGGUGAUCGUCGGCGCCACGGGCACCGGGAAGACGAAGCUGUCCAUCGACGCCGCCAGGGCGCUCGGCGGCGAGGUCGUGAACGCCGACAAGAUCCAGCUCUACGACGGCCUGGACGUGACUACCAACAAGGUGUCCCUCGAUGACCGCCGCGGCGUCCCGCACCACCUCCUCGGGGCCAUCCGCCCCGAGGCCGGGGAGCUCGCGCCGUCCUCCUUCCGGUCCCUCGCGGCCGCCACCGCCGCGUCGAUCGCGGCGAGGCGGCUCGUGCCGGUCAUCGCCGGCGGGUCCAACUCGCUCAUCCACGCCCUCCUCGCCGACCGCUUCGACACCUGCGCCGGUGAUCCCUUCUCCCCCGCCGCCGCCCGCCGCCACUACCGCCCGGCGCUCCGGUUCCCGUGCUGCCUGCUCUGGGUCCACGUCGACGAGACGCUCCUCGCGGAGUACCUCGACCGCCGCGUGGACGACAUGGUGGACGCUGGCAUGGUCGAGGAGCUCCGGGAGUACUUCGCCACGACCACCGCCGCCGAGCGCGCGGCGCACGCCGGGCUGGGCAAGGCCAUCGGCGUCCCCGAGCUCGGCAACUACUUCGCCGGGCGCAAGACCUUCUCCGCGGCGAUCGACGACAUCAAGGCCAACACCCGCGUCCUCGCCGUCGCGCAGGUGUCCAAGAUCCGCCGCAUGGCCGACGCCUGGGGCUGGCCCAUCCACCGCCUCGACGCCUCCGACACGGUCCGCGCCCGGCUGACGCGGGCAGGCUCCGCCGCCGAGUCCACCUCCUGGGAGCGCGACGUGCGCGGGCCAGGCCUCGCCGCCAUCCGGAGCUUCCUCGCCGGUCAGUCACCACCACCACAGCUCAGCGAGGGCGCCGCCAGCGCAAACAGCAAUGACAAUCGGUACGCCACCAUGGAGGCGGCACCUGCCGAGCUGCCAGCGCCGCUGCUCCGGUUGCCGCGGAUGCAGUACUGCGACAUGGUGGGGUGAGCGAGCUCGCACGCCGGCG
This is a messenger RNA of Oryza brachyantha (malo sina), 1554 nucleotides long. Its product is annotated as adenylate isopentenyltransferase-like. The coding region runs from base 375 to 1535 and encodes 386 amino acids. NCBI's taxonomy places the organism in Eukaryota, Viridiplantae, Streptophyta, Magnoliopsida, Poales, Poaceae. Gene Ontology annotation, cellular component: mitochondrion. The record is from RefSeq and is a predicted model, not a curated record. Gene Ontology annotation, molecular function: tRNA dimethylallyltransferase activity. The transcript has a single exon. Gene Ontology annotation, biological process: cytokinin biosynthetic process; tRNA modification.